Molecule: messenger RNA, 450 nt
Organism: Penicillium pulvis
Lineage: Eukaryota; Fungi; Ascomycota; Eurotiomycetes; Eurotiales; Aspergillaceae
Exons: 1
Coding region: 1-450 (149 amino acids)
Source: RefSeq, a predicted model, not a curated record
AUGUCGUCGACCUUCUUUACUGGCAAAUGGCAAUCAACAGAGCGCGUCGCCUUGGUGGACCAAUCGGCCGCGGAGCACCCAAAACCCAUGACUGAGAUAAACACUAACCUCGUUACACCGAUUUCAAGUACGUUUUGGGUUGAAGGCGCCCUCGAGCUAUGUGAGCUCACCUGCGAACCCUCCUACGUCCUCACCGAUGAGAUCGGUGGAACCCCAUACUCCGCAUCUUUUCGAUGGCUUGUUCAAAUGCUACAGGGCGAAGGGCCAUUCUGGUCUCUAAAACCCCCCAAAAUCAACGGCUACGACUUCUCCAGCCCACAGGGCGUGAUUGGGAAUCGACCACGGCUUUUGGUCCGGAAGGACUAUGUCCAACAUCCAGGAUCAGAUCCCCGAAUAUUGGCGCAGCAGAGCAUCUACACUUAUUUGCUCAGAGACUUGAGGUCCGGGUGA